AUGGUACAGCAUAAGAAGAACUCAGCUAUUAGUGCGAACGGAAACACGGCCAAGGAACUGCCCAAGAUGUCAUAUCAAAAGAGAGACACGCCGGAGAACCGGUCAGGAGGCGGUAAUGCUAAUAAAGGAGCCAACAAAUCCAAUGGUACACCCUCGAGCUUCCGUACAGACGGUGCAAUAUCCUCAUCUCGUGGCAAUCGUGAACGAGUCCUCCAACCAUGGGUGGCACCCAGCGGUUCUGAAGGCACAGAUAUGACGCUCGAGAAGUCGACAAGUGGUCGAGCAUGGGAUCAAUUCGCUGCCAACGAACGGCAAUUUGGUAUCACGACAACGUACGAUGAAAACAUUUAUACGACUGUCAUCGACAAAAGCCAUCCUCUGUAUAAAGAGAGGUUGGCUAAAGCGGAUAAGGCCGCUAAGGAAAUCGAGGGUAGUGCCACAACCACCGCACACCACGCUGAGGAGCGGCAGAUGAACUUCGUUGGCGGUGAUGAUGCUGGCGACGAUGAGGAGGAAAAGUACAGUGGUGUGCGACGGCAGGAUCUUGCGGCUCUUGGAAAUCGCGAGACUAAGUAUACGCCUCCUGCUCGACGGGCCCCUACGGCCAAUUCAACAGUGAAAGGCGCCCCUGUUGACCCGGCCAUAAUAUCGUCGCAAUUACGGACUCAAAAACCCCAGGUGGCAUCUAAACAAGAGGAUAAGAAAGCCCAGGCAACAUCUUCAUUAGAGGCAGCACCGGUACCCUUGCCUGUACAGCCUCCAGAAGCUAAAGCCGAGACUAAAGUAGAGAAACCCAGCGACCCCAAGCCAACAAACCAGGCGUCUGUCCCAUUAAAGCCAUCAGCUGCAACCAGUCGAACUAUGUCGCCUCAGAAGGAUGCACAAGGUCCUGUUAAAAAUGCAACUUCUACAGUCGAGUUUGAUGUGCUGAAGGAGUUCAAGAGUUUUGCUCAACAACAACGUAUGAAUGUCGACAAGGCGCGGCAUACUAAAGCGAAAGCGGACAAAGAGGUCAAGCUGACCGAGCUGAAGAGAUUUGCAAGCAACUUCAAGCUUCCAACCCCUGUUCCGCUUGACUUGAUUAGCAUCAUUGCCAAAGAUCCUGAAAAGCAACGAGAGAUUCAGGAAAAAGCAAAUCGAGAUGCCCAGGAGGUUGCCCAACGUAAACUUAAUGAAGCGAAAGCAAAGGGGAAAAAGGAGCCCGUAGGAACCGCAGCGGAAUCACAAUCCAAUGCUACUCCAACGGCGCCUGCUGAGAGCAGAACAUCUCGUCCUGCCAAUGCUCCAUCUGCGACUGGCCCAUCAGGGCCAAUGCGCAAUCAAGGUGGACGUGUACCUCCCAACUAUCAACCAUUUCCAAACAAUCGCUCAGGCCAACAGCACAUGGGGCAACAAGGUAGACAAGGCCUCACACAUCGUAUUCGAGAAUCGCAGAAGUCCCAAGCCCAAGAGUUGCGAAUACCUCCUACGGGCCCUGCCAAUGCUAUAAAUCUUCCCUUCCCACCACGUAUGGGUGGCUCUAAUCAUCUCAGCGCCAAGCUGAAUCCCAACAGUCACGAAUUUCGGCCAAACGCCUUUGCACCGAGUUUCAGCCCGAACGGGCAUCCCAGCGCAAGUUCGAGCCCCCGGUCCUCGAUUAAUCAUGCCCAUGUUCCUUCGGCAAACGCCGUUACCCACGUCAGUGCACCAAUCAUAAUCUCUAAAAAGGGUAGAACUCCAGAUCCAAAAAAGUGCAACAUCUUGAACUUCGCAAAGACGAUCCAACCUCCUGAGACAAAGAAUUGGGGUGAAAAUGGAAAUCUAAGACCCUCUUAUGACACGCCGCCUACCUGGCGUUCAGUUGCGGACGAGGAGAAAGAGGACUCUACGAUGCAUCUAACUUGCGAUGAGUACUUCGAACGCCAGCCCUUCACGAGUCAACCAACACCAACUCCCCCUCAUCUUCUUCCACAACAUAUCCCACACCAUCACCAGCUACCACUACAUAUGCAACAUGGCGCUCACAACGUUGGCCCACGGCACUCACCACAUGCGCCUCCAGUCCAGAUGCACGGUGGUCAGCAUAACGCGGUUCCUCACACCCCUUUUAAUGGCAGUGAUGAUCAUAGAAUGAUACAUUCGAACUCCAACCAGUCUUAUUCGUCCCCUAGAAUGACUCACCAAGUUCCAAUGGCGUAUCCGGCAACCAUGCACUCUACUCCCCAAAUGCCUUACGGUCAACACAUGAUGCCUUCAUUCAUGGGCCCAGGCGCACCUCAGAUGAAUAAUUUUAAUAGAAGUUUGUCGAAUAAUACCCAAUUCAUGCCUCAGCAAUCUGGAGCUAUGGCUGCACCAAUGAUGAUGCAGCCUCAUUUUAUGGGCCCCGGAAUGGUAGCUGGGCCUCCGCAGAUGCACAUGUACGCUGCCGGGCAGCCAUUUAUACCGGCGGGAAAUACACCGCAGCCUAUCCCUGGAGCGGCUAACGGCUACCCCAGUCCCGGCCGCCCGGCGGCACCGAUGAUGGUACCUGGAGGCUCAUCACAGGGCCAAGUGAUGUACGCACAGAGUCCGAGCAUGCAAUUUCAGCAGCCAUUUGCGCAACCACAAGGUCAAAUAAAUAAUAAUAUGCGCCCGUCCUACAACGGUGCCGGCUCCCAGUACGGCAGCAGCCCUCAACAAAUGCACCAAUACGCAGGGCCACCCCAGCGCAAUGGAAGUAGCGGCUAUAACAAGAACUAUCAAAACCACAAUCAGCACCAUGGCCCCGGCGCCCAUGCGGUUCCUGCUGGCCCUCAGGCACGGGCGGCUGAAGUACCUGACGAAGCCAAAUGA
Molecule: messenger RNA, 2811 nt
Organism: Xylaria bambusicola
Lineage: Eukaryota; Fungi; Ascomycota; Sordariomycetes; Xylariales; Xylariaceae
Exons: 4
Coding region: 1-2811 (936 amino acids)
Biological process (GO): cytoplasmic stress granule assembly
Cellular component (GO): cytoplasmic stress granule
Molecular function (GO): RNA binding
Source: RefSeq, a predicted model, not a curated record